CAGAAGACCCUCUUCUUCCAUUCCGAGAUUUCUUCUCUUCCUCACAAUAAUCUCUCUCUAACUCUCUCUCUCUCUCUCUCUCUCUCUCUCUCUCUCUCCUUCCCCUGUUUCUCUUACCAUCAUUCAAUCUCCCCCCCAACCUCUCCCCUAAAUUUCCUUCUCUUCCUUGUCUUUCUCUCUCUUACCUCCCAGCCUCCAAUGGCUGCUGCUUUUCUUUCCCCUUAAUACUUUCUCUCUCUCACUUAAAUGCAAACGACAGGAUGGCCUUCCUGAGGAUUUCCUCUUCCUUCCCACUUCUCGGCCUCCUGUCUCUCUCUCUCCUCCUCACCACCACCACCUCCCUGACCACCACCACCACCGGCAUCCGCCUCAGCAUCAUCCGAAAACCCACCCCGAAUGUCCCCAUCUUCCGCGAAGCCCCAGCGUUCCGCAACGGCGAGACGUGCGGGUCCCCCGCCGCCGACCCGAUUCACGUCUCCAUGACCCUCGACGCCAAUUACCUCCGGGGCACCAUGGCCGCCGUGCUAUCCAUCCUGCAGCACUCCACGUGUCCCGAAAACGUCAUGUUCCAUUUCCUCUGUUCCCGGCUGGAACCCGAGAUACAUUCCAGCAUCAAGUCGACAUUUCCUUACCUCAGUUUCCGGGUGUACCGGUUUGAUCCGAACCGGGUUCGGGGCAAGAUAUCGAAAUCGAUUCGCCAGGCUUUGGACCAGCCGUUGAAUUACGCGAGGAUUUAUUUGGCUGAUAUUAUUCCGGUUGAGGUUAAGAGGGUGAUUUACCUGGAUUCUGAUAUUGUUAUGGUGGAUGAUAUUGCUAAGCUGUGGGGAGUGGAUUUGGGGGACAAAGUAUUGGCUGCACCGGAAUAUUGCCAUGCAAAUUUCACCAGGUACUUCACAGACGCGUUCUGGUCCGACCCGGAAUUUGCGGGCACAUUCGGAAACAGACAGCCAUGUUACUUCAACACAGGGGUAAUGGUGGUGGAUGUGGAUAAAUGGAGACAAGGUGGUUACACCCAGAAAGUUGAGGACUGGAUGGUGGUUCAGAAGCAAAAGAGGAUUUACCAUCUGGGUUCAUUGCCACCAUUCUUGCUUGUUUUGGCUGGAAACAUAAAGGCCAUUGAUCACAGGUGGAACCAGCAUGGCCUUGGGGGUGAUAACAUUGAAGGGAAAUGCAGGAGUUUGCACCCUGGUCCCAUUAGUUUGCUCCAUUGGAGUGGAAAAGGGAAGCCUUGGUUGAGAUUGGACUCGAGAAAACCCUGCACCGUCGAUCAUCUUUGGGCCCCUUACGAUCUAUACCGUUCAUCCAAACAUACUUUCGAAGAAUAGAGUUUGCUGACCCGGACAUCCCCGACCUUCAAACCAAAAGAA
Molecule: messenger RNA, 1367 nt
Organism: Rhododendron vialii
Lineage: Eukaryota; Viridiplantae; Streptophyta; Magnoliopsida; Ericales; Ericaceae
Product: probable galacturonosyltransferase-like 4
Exons: 2
Coding region: 261-1325 (354 amino acids)
Cellular component (GO): Golgi apparatus
Molecular function (GO): glycosyltransferase activity
Source: RefSeq, a predicted model, not a curated record